Brassica napus (rape) is the source of this 1133-nucleotide messenger RNA. RefSeq lists its product as uncharacterized. NCBI's taxonomy places the organism in Eukaryota, Viridiplantae, Streptophyta, Magnoliopsida, Brassicales, Brassicaceae. The record is from RefSeq and is a predicted model, not a curated record. The coding region runs from base 390 to 914 and encodes 174 amino acids. The transcript has a single exon.
AUAUUAUGUUGAAGUUGUGUGCCAUCAUAACAUUAUGACCAAUUAUUACUUGUAAAUGAAUUGAUAAGACUUGGUUAGCUUUUUGCGCGGAGUAAACAUAGGCUUAGAUUUCUGAAAAUAUGGCUAAAAUAUAACAUAUAAUAUGUUUUAUGUAAUGAAGACGCGGAUUCAAUUAUCUAAUGUCAAACCUGUCCCAUCUUCACCUUAUAAUUCAUACUAAUCCUCAUAUUUUUUAAUUUAAUAACGUAUAAAAUUAUCAACGUCAUUCGCACAUCUUUAGAUUUUAUAUAUAAAGUUUCCUUUGUCUUCUUCGAUCCUCUCAAAAUCAAAAUAUUUCAUCUUAACACACAUAAUCUCUAGAUCUCUUGAUCAACAAAACACUCAACUAUAUGGGCAACUACGUUUCAUGCGCUCUAAGCAAAACGACUUCAUCUAAUUCAUCAUCAUCAUCACCGGCGGCUAAAGUAAUUCUCCCGGACGGUGAAGUACGUGACAUCAACGUACCAACAAAAGCAGCCGAGCUCAUGAUGGAGAUGUCAAGCCAUUUUCUCGUUAACGUCAAGUCCUUAAAAACAGGUCGUAAAUUCAUCCCUCUCGCAGCCGACGACGACCUAGACGUUGGAGGCUGCCAUGUAUACGUCGCGUUCCCCAUGACCCGUGUGGCUUCCGCAGCCAAUGCAUCCGACAUGGCUCGGAUCUUCAUGGCCGGCAAGAAACGUUUGAGAAGCUGUGACAAUAGGAAAGUGUCUCCAGAGGAGGAGGAAGAUGAAAACGCGAGGUUGGUUAAGGGAACGAAGCUGAAUCUUGAAGAUAUAGAAGAUUUCUCGGCGGUGGAGUUUAUGCAUAGGAUCUCUGUUUCCAAAUCUAAGAAGCCAGAGUUGGAGACAAUUGUCGAAGAAAACGUGUCGUUGUAAUAUUACAACAACCCGAUCUGUUAUUUAUUUAUUUUAUUUACUGAAGUGCCUCUUUUUUUUUGUGGUAUUAAUGUAACAGAACGAGACAAUAAUAGUCCAGAUAUAGGUUUUGUUUCCCUUAUGUAAAUGUUUUAUUGGGGGUUAAUUUGUGGAUUGUGGAAUCAUUGGUAAAUUAAGAAUACAAAACUAUACUUUACUUAAAAAUCUUAUGGAUAAAAU